UUUCGAAAGACUUCUAAACAAAAAACUGGAAAAAGUAUUUCACCAUAAGCACCAUUUUCAAUAUCAUUUGAUGACCCACACUGGAGAGAAACCAUUCAAGUGUGAAUCAUCAGAAAUUUGGGCAAUUUGAAGCAGCAUCAACGUCACAGACAUAAAAUGUGAUCAGCUAUAGACAUUUCGAGGAACUGAUGACUCCCCAGUAUGUGUCCCUGAGAGUAUGGAAAGUAUAAGUACAGUACUUGGCAAAUACAUAGGCUCCACACAUUCAAGCAGUUUAACAUCAGAUAUAGAUAUUUCAAGACACUGGUUAUCUUCACUUUCCUAAAGAGAAACAGGCUCGGGAAUUAGCAUACCUGACAGUAAUAACACUGUUGAUGUUGAAUGUGGAUGAUACAUACUGGAGAGAAAAUCUUACAAAUCAGAAUUAUUUCAGAAGGAUUUUACUUUCGGAAUAUGCAGUACCAAACUAUACAAGGAUACAAAGCCACAAAUAAAACCAGCAAUUCAUCAACAAAUUAUGUGUGUCAUAUUUGCAAUAAACAGAACAGUCAUAAAUACAACUACUUAUAUCACAUGAGGACCCAUACUGGAGAAAAACCAUAUAAAUGUGAUUUGUGUUUGAAAGGAUUUAGACAAUUAACAGAUCUGAAAAGACACAAAAGGACACACACAAAGUUUGAUAGCCCAACUGUUUGAAAACUACAUCACCAUAGACUUUCGUUUGUUAUUAUGACUAUAAACAGGUACUUUCUGUAAAAGCUUGAACAAGUGAAAGGCAUGGCACAAUAAUUCUUUA
Molecule: messenger RNA, 796 nt
Organism: Owenia fusiformis
Lineage: Eukaryota; Metazoa; Annelida; Polychaeta; Sabellida; Oweniidae
Source: the annotation of a GenBank genome assembly